Molecule: messenger RNA, 4651 nt
Organism: Schistosoma bovis
Lineage: Eukaryota; Metazoa; Platyhelminthes; Trematoda; Strigeidida; Schistosomatidae
Source: the annotation of a GenBank genome assembly
UGAAAGUUGACCGAAUUUUGAAAUGAAGGUUGUAGAUUGUGUUCUCAAGGUCGCCUUGUGUGCUUUGUUAUUUAUCUGAAAGUCUUAAAGCCAAAAUAUCAGUGUACGUUAGCACUCUGGAUUCUUUUGAGUUAUAAGAUCAUAUCUAAAAGAGAUAUUACAAAUUGAGCUACCCUGAUAUGAUUAUUUAAUCCUAUUGGUGUUUCCACAUAAGUUUUCCCUAAUAAUUGUUGUCUUUAAUCGCGAAUCACAGCUAGUUAAAUUGUUCGCUCGAAAUUCUCAUAUCCGUGGUGGAUGGCGUUGGAGUUUGAUUUUGGCUGGAUAUAGGUUCUGUAUGUUGCCUUGGAUACUAGAUGAGUAAUGUAUUUUGUGAGAUUAUAAUGUACUCAGCUUAUUUUACUGUAAGUUUCACGCGGCUAUUCAACCGGGGUUAGUAGCGUUUCUGGUACAAGGCUUAAGUUGCAUUACCUUGUCUGUUUUUUUACUAUUGUAUGAAAAACCGUGUGUUAUAAAGACACAAUCAAACCCAUUUUCGAAUUAAAGUUUAUGGCAAUUAUCGAAAAAUAAAUAUUUUUCCAGCGGCGUUUAAAAUUUUGGCAAAAAGCGUAUCGGAUCUCUCUUUAUUUCACUGACCCGUUGAUCAUCUCUAGAUGCUUUUUGUGAUGUUGCUAUCAUUAAUCGCUACAUUUUUAACUGUCUAUUGUUGAGACGUUUAGUAAGAUAUGAUGAAGGUACCUAACCACGUAUCUUCAUCAAUGAAGAUCGUCAGUCGCUUUUGCCUUCUAUGAUGUUCUGGAAACAUUUCUCAGUAAAAUAUCUAGUGGUCGCAUGUAUCUGUUACCUUAAAAUUAUAUUUCCAUCUUGGAUAAAUAAUCUCUCAAUAUAUGAUUACAUGGAAGUUACGUAAAUUGUGUGUUGUCGGUUAAAGAUUAGUGUAUUUUAGAAUAACAUUCACCGUGCACCUCUGAAUUCCGAAUUAUUUUCAUAUUGCUGAGCAGGUAUGCGAUUAGCUUGGGCAGUUGGCAUUUUGAAUAUAAUUUAGAAAUUCAUGCAUCUGUAUAGUUGUAUGAAUGUUGUGAUAGACAAAAUCAACUUCAGGCUAGCGGCUUAUAUCAAUAUAGGUUACCGUUGAUUCCAUGGUGAUACUUAUUUCACCACAGAAUGUUGGGUUUGUGGUGCUAUCAUAAAAUCAAUCUUGUUCGACGUUUGAAGAAUUUAUUCUUUCCAUGCUAGUAAAUUUUCGCCAAACCUCUUAGGUCGUCGUUCCUAAGAAAGAUCUAUAUUCAUUGAAAACGCCUUCUAGUUCAUAUUAAAAUCAAUCGAUCGCUUUUGCACAACUUAGAUUAUCUUUGAAUCAGUGGUCCCUUUAAAUAUCAAAUUCGACUGUUUAGAUAUGUAUUACAAAUGUCGUUCAAGCGAAUUUUAAAUUAAACAUUGCCUUGUGACCAAGACUGGAUCAAAGAAUAAUAUAGUUUAUGAUGUCACUAUGCUGUUUGAAAAUCAUAUGUUUGGUUAGCAUCUGUUAGUACACCACAACUCAUAUGGGUUCCUGGAGGUCUUGCUACGUAACUUCCCUUACCCAUCUAUCUUUGUUCUGUUGAUGUAUGUAUUUGCAUCGAUUUUGUAUGUUUUCAACAGCGAAAUGCUUCACUUCAUGUUCUCGAAAAAUAAUUCAUACUGGGUUAUUCGAAUUUUUUUGAGACUACGCUUUUCGAUAGUAUGAGAAGCUGGAGAUGGCCAUAUUUUCCACUUCGUUAAUCAAAACUUAAGUACUGUUAAAGAAGACAACCACGAUACUGACAACUUUUGAGCACGCAGCAAACUUGACUGAAAUGUCAUCGGGAGGAUUUUUAGCAUGAUAUUCAUCUUGAAUGGUAUAUCCUAGUACAGAUAUUUGUCUUAAGCAAGUCAAUUCCACCUAUUUAACGGAAGUCUGAUUUACAUGAUAGAAAAUCGAUGUUCAGAAAUGUAUUCAACCACCAAUAGGCGGUCAGUUAAGAUUAUAAUUUGAAAAAUCAUACUCAUCAUUUUACAAAAAAGAUAAGAACCGUUGAACUUUCCAAGUAAAUCUUCAUGUCUAUCAAUCAACUUUUAUUUUACCGGACUUACCAUCUUUACACUAUUGACUUCUGUCACAAACGUACUGUGAAUGAAAUCUUGAUGGUUUAGAAUGUCCAUCUUUUGUAAAGAUAUGAUGAUAUUUUGAUGACCUCAAUGAACUGUUCUCAUCUUGUUCAAGUUUUAAAGACUACCACUUUAACGAUGCAUAGUAAUUCUAAUUAAACUUAAUAAUUUAGUAUUGAACGAAUACAUGACAAUAUCUGAUCAAUAAGAAUAAAAUUUCAUUUAGUAUUCCGAAAAUUAAUAAACAUUUAUAUUAACAAAUUAAUUACACUGAAAAUCUAAUUGACUUCACACAUAUCCAUAUACAGAUGUAAAACGUUUACUAUAAUUUAAAAAUUACAUAGUUUCACUAAUGAAGUGGUCAUUUAGUAAUCAAAUGGAAAAAAGAAAUAUUGAUCAGAGAGUACUUCUAUUCUCUGACACUUAUUUAUUAAUCACUAACGUUGAUUUGUUGUUCAUGUCCUAACAACACACAUUUAUUUCUAUCAGGGUUUUACUCUCUUAAAUUAUUAAGUUUAAUAUUAUUGAAUCAAUGAGUCAGCCUAUUUAUUUUUGUGAAUUAUUCAUUAAUUUAGUGCAGUUCUGAACAUAAGCGUGUUAUUUGUUGUUGCUCUAAUUUUAGCUGUCUAAAUACUAUUUAGCGAUUGUGAAUUUAUACAGAGUAUUUAAAUUAUGACAUUUAAUUAGUGUACUUUCAAACACCAGCUGGUCAACUAGCGUGAUUUAUGGAAUCAACGAAUAAUUCUAUAAAACCAUGUCAUCAUUUUUAUAUUGGAACUUGACUGCGACCAUAGAAUUAUUUAGCUAUUUAAUUAAAACAUGGAAACUUCGUCAAACGAAAGUGUAUAAUAUUAGGGGUAAAAUGACUCUGAAUGAAGUUCUUAAACCAUUUUCACUUUGAUAUGACUAAGCUAAUUUAAUAAUAAUCAUAUCUGUAAGAUAUAAUUAGAAUGAGCUUGUUCAACGUAUCUGAAUAUUCACCAUUCUGUACUUUUUUUAAGUUGGUAGUUUUGGCGACUAGUGAUUGUCAGCUUCAACAACAUCUAAAUUUUCCUAUCGUAAUAAUUUUUACUUGUUCAGAAAGGUUUUUGAUUAACUUGUUUGGCACGAAGUUGUGUUUUUACGAUUGCAAUAUUCGAUUAAAAAUUUCUCAGAAAGUGGAGAUUUCUUCUAAAAGAUAGAUAUGGCCAAUUAACAAGUAAUCGGCAACUGCAUAUAAAUCUAAUGUUUCCCUAACGUUAGAUUUCAGUUGGCUAAUAUCAAAUAUAGUGUAACACAAUGUCUUGUGACUUAAUUUAUUGAUCAGGUACAAAGUAUUUAUCUUAUUGUAUUUCAUUUAGAACUAAACAGUAGAAAGUGAUAAUGCGUUGAUAUAAGAACGUACUAAAAAAUCAUAACUUAUUAGUAGUAGACAUUAGUUUGUGAGAAAUGCCUCUAAACAAUUCACUUAAGCUACUUAAAAGUUACCUAAAACUGAUUGAUGACAUAUUUACACUCGUAUCUUUUAAAAAUUUUAUUGUUAAACACCACAGAUACUAAGAUAUGUAAAAUCAUCGACCAUAAAAUAUGUCAGCAUUUGCCUAUGGUGGUAAUAUGAUUUGAGCAUACAGACAGGUUAGUAGAUAUUUCUCAUUAGCAGCUUUAUUUCAGUCAAUAACCUAUAGCAUGUUUAAGUAUAAUACUAGUAAAAAACUUUACCGAUAACGAAAUCCUGUAUUCCUUAUCAGCGUCCGUCCAUACGGACCUAACUUCGAUCUUCCUUUUAAUAUGGUUUCUAGUCCUCUGUUCUCUUUACAAACAUUUUAGUUAAGCUAUCAAUUAAAGAAAUAAACAAAGUUGCCUAGCUAUGUGGCAUUUUCGCAACAUUUUUCUUAUGUAUCUCCAUAUUUGUUCGCCCAAACGUACUUAGGGUUUCAGUUCCUUAUACUGAUGUAAUAGUCAUUUAAAUGCUUUACUACAGUGCAGCUAUUACAUUUCCUGUCUCACAACACGUUCAGUUACUUUUCCUCUGUAUCCUAAUGUUUCUAAUCUAUGUUUAGAUAAAUAAUGUCUGGCAAAAACAGUCAUAUAAUUAGUGAGAGCGAUGUAAGGAGUGAACCGUCGGUUUCAACUUGCCUACCGGAUAGGAAGACUUCAAGUUUGGACCACAGUGGGCCAUCUGUACCAACUAUGUUAGCAUACGUUGAUUUUCGUCCAUGGUUUAAAGGGUGGGAUCAACUUGACGUAAAUGAUCAGGACAAAUUGAAGGACCUGGUAACAUUUAAUUCUACUAGUCAAAUCGACUAAUAUCCAAAUAUCUAAUGAUGUAUUAAAAUUAUCUCCUUUCAUGAACUUCAAAAUUCUUUGGUUUGAUGAAUCUGGAGAUAUCUGGAAUAAUGUAGUAUCUCUAAUUCCACUCUGAUUAUAUACUAUUUCUCAGUAGCAGUUAUGGAUCCAAUUAUUUCCAAAAUAUUUGCUCUGUUUUGCGUUACCCAUGGGUAAUAAUAUUUUAACAUGUAUAUUUUGUAAUACCAGAAUACAACAUUUU